Messenger RNA from Bolinopsis microptera, 6155 nucleotides. RefSeq names its product neurogenic locus notch homolog protein 2-like. Bases 40 to 4734 code for a protein of 1564 amino acids. Gene Ontology annotation, molecular function: Notch binding; calcium ion binding. The record is from RefSeq and is a predicted model, not a curated record. Lineage: Eukaryota; Metazoa; Ctenophora; Tentaculata; Lobata; Bolinopsidae. Gene Ontology annotation, biological process: establishment or maintenance of epithelial cell apical/basal polarity; heterophilic cell-cell adhesion. The transcript is spliced from 26 exons. Gene Ontology annotation, cellular component: plasma membrane; protein-containing complex.
UACAAAGUUAAAUUUUCAUUCAGGAAGUAAUGUGAUAGCAUGCUCAUUAAAAGCAUCAUUAUAUUUGCUGGGAUACUACAAGUUGUGACCUCCGAAACUUGUGCCGAAAACACGUGCUACGGACGUGGAGACUGUUACCCUCAACAGGCAGAUCAGAUAGUUUGCGUGUGCCGAGACGAAUUUACCGGUGAGAGGUGUCAGUACCACAAGGUUGAUUGUUCAAGGGCCGGUUGUAACCGUGGAACCUGUAUAGACGAUCACUGCAUUUGUUCUGGUGAUUAUGCUGGCCCAUUCUGUGAAUAUGCUAAUCAUUGCAGAGAAAAUCCAUGUAGAGAUCACGGUAAAUGCAUCUCUCUGAUGGAUGACUUUGAGUGCCUCUGUGAUAAGGGCUAUACAAGCAACAACUGUGAAAAUGACAUAAAUGAAUGCACUCAAAACCCAGACAUUUGUCAGAAUGGAGGAACCUGUAUAAACACUGUGGGCUCGUUUCACUGCAAAUGUGAAUCUGGUUAUGAUGGUCAGCUGUGCGGAUUUACUGUCAACAUGUGUGACCCGAAUCCUUGUCAAAAUGAAGGCAACUGCGUUAACGACAAAGACAGUAGCAGCGGUUUCAGAUGUGAAUGCCCUCGCUCGUUUAGUGGAGAGCUGUGCACGGUUGAAGCUACUGACUGCGGCUGCGUACACGGCACGUGCAGUGACGACCCCCACACCUCGUGUAUCUGUGACCUGGGAUGGAUGGGCUUCAAGUGUAACGAGAAGAUCAUCUCCUGCGAGUUUAAUCCCUGUCAAAACGGAACGGGUCCGAACCAGAUAUCCACCUGCAAGGAGUACACCUACAACCAGAACAGGAACAGGAACAUCCACUGUCAGUGCGGGGUAGGACUGGGAGGGAAUUUCUGCGAGAAUAGAAUUGACAUGUGCAGUGCAAAUCCUUGCAGAGGUAACGGUAACUGCACUGAUAUUGGGGGAGGAGAGUUCAGGUGUGACUGUUUCCCGGGCUAUCAGGCAGAGAACUGUGAGCGCGACAUAGACGAGUGCAACGACGAGCCGUGUCAAAACGGAGGCGAAUGUUUCAACACCAUCGGAGAUUUCUAUUGCACGUGCAAACCAGGAUUUGGAGGAACCUUCUGUCAGACCAACGAGGACGAAUGCGCAACAGAACCGUGCAGAAAUGGAGGGUCUUGUACUGACGGAGUGAACAGCUACACAUGUACUUGUCAACCAGGAUUUACCGGUACAAACUGUGAAACAGAGAUAAACGAAUGUGAAAGUAACACAUGUCCAAGAUACAGUGUUUGUGUUGACAAAAUCAACCAUUACCGCUGCAUCUGUACCAGCCCGGACGAAAACCGAGGAAACUGUGAAAUAGACGAAGACGAGUGUACUGCUAAUCUCUGUAAAAACGGUGGCAAAUGUAUCGACCUUCCUGGUGAUUUCAGAUGCGACUGCCCGAAUGGUUACAGUGGUGAUACGUGUCAGUUUGACGAUACAGCAUGCGGGGUGAAACCCUGUAAACAUGGCGAUUGCUACUUUAAAGACGGUAACCUGGACGAACAUUACUGCGUCUGCGAGUCAGGAUACACUGGGGGUGACUGCAGUAUCGAUAUAGACGACUGUCAGGUUGGGCCGUGUCAGAACGAUGCUACUUGUAUCGACCAACUGGACGACUACUUUUGUGACUGUCCCGCUGUACACACUGGAAAGGAUUGUGAGCUGGACGCGCGUCACUGCGCCAACAACCCAUGUCAGAACGAUGGGACCUGCAACUCCGCCGUUCUGAACCCUUUCUACACGUGCACGUGCGAGCGCGGCUACACUGGGGACCGGUGUCAGGAGGAGAUCCUGUGCGCAGCUACCAAGUGCGAAAACAAAGGAAAAUGUAUAAUGCUGGACGAGAGCUCGGACACGUACAAAUGUGAAUGUAACGAGGGGUACUCCGGACCGCUCUGUGAAACCGAACUGGUACCUUGUGGCAAGGAUUUCUGUCACAACGAAGGCACGUGCAACCCAGUACUGAACAGGUGCGAGUGCGCGGGUGGGUGGAAGGGAGAAUACUGUAAGGACAAGAUGACCUGCAGAGAUCGACCCUGCAGAAACGGUGGAACAUGUCUCUCCGGACCUUAUGGGAGUUUCCAAUGUAAGUGUCCGGACGGCUACCUGGGCGCACGGUGUGAGAUCCCCAACAAAAGGGUCUGCUCCCCCAACCCCUGUCAAAACGGGGGAACCUGCAGCCCCAGUGGGGGCUCCCCCUCCUGUAUCUGUCCCUCGGGCUACACGGGCCCACUGUGCGACAAACGGGACUUCUGUCUCCCCAACCCCUGCAAACCAGGACACGUGUGUGAGAACUUCCCAAAAGACACCCCUAUGAAGUACCUGUGCUGUGAGGAGACCAGCUGGAGUUGUUACAAUGAUGACGGGUGUCCUGAAGUGUGCGCUGAUUUCCAGGAUGAUGGUGUUUGUCAGCAUGAAUGUUACAACUCAGACUGCCAGAAUGACCUGUCGGACUGUUCUCAAAACUUGCAGACAAGCCAGGAUGUGUGGGCUGACUGCCCCAACACAGAAUGUCGGAGUCUUUUCAACAACGGAGUUUGUAAUAGAGAGUGCCAGAGUUCGGAGUGCAACUACGAUGGCAUGGACUGUGUCAACGCUAAAGAUACUUGCGAGUACGAGAAAUACUGCAAGACUUAUUUCAACAACAACCUCUGUGAUCAAGGGUGUAACACCUCCGCGUGCAUGUGGGACGGCCAGGACUGUCUACAAGAUAACAGUCAACAUAAGAGGAAAGAUGUGAUAGUAAUGGAAUUGGACAAUCCCUGCGAGCAAGUCCGAGUGUUCAAGUCACAACUCAUCAUAACACUGGACUAUUGGUCACGUGCUAUCGCUAUUGUCGAGAGAAUUGAACCAGAUGAUGACGAUAAGAAUAGGUGUAAACUAGAUAUAAGUUUUGAUAACAGAUAUUGUGGAACUGACUGCAGAACAGCAAAUGUAACCACACUCACUAGUUACUUGUGGGCUUGUCUACAAUCCAAUCAUUCCACGUCACCCUUCCCAUUUCGGGUUAUGGCGAUCACAUCUGCUAAAAGUAAUACCAACACAGGACGCCCAGAGCAGGUUUCAACAGCCAUCAUUGCAACUAUAGCGGUCAUAGGACUUCUGCUUCUGGUUGCAGCCGUGAUGGUAGGCAGGAACGUGUACAGAGCUCGAGCAAGACUUUGGGAACCUGACGGUUUUAAGACAAACAGAAAGAGGAACAUAAAAGAUAUCAGUAAAAUGGGCGACCCAGUUCAUCUCAAGACCAUGCCAAAGCUCUCCGAUCAACACAAUUUCAACUACUACAUGUCUGAAAACAUGUCCCAAGUCAUGGACGUUGACAUGGAGCCGAUGUACAUAAUGAGCGGACGAUCACACGGUCGAUCAGUGUUCGACGAACAAGACGAGACUGCACCCAUGAUAACACAAGCUGCCUACGAGCUGCGUCAGAGAGACGAGACCUCCUCUCCCGCUACCCAGGCGGAGGAACAGGUUGCUAUCGGCCGACCAUCUGGGAGAAUGGCUUUGGGCAGAGGAGAAACACAGCUUCACGUCAUCUGCAGGAACAAGAAAACAGAUGAACUGAAACGUGUCUUAGCCCAAGGAAAUGUUGAUGUAAAUAUGGCGGAUUCGUCUGGUAGAACCCCCUUGUACGCAGCCGUCGGGUCUGAUGCUGUGGAAAUUGUCGAUAUUUUAUUGGAGGUUGAAGGAAUCGAUCUAGAAAAGGCUAUUGUACAGAAGGGCUCAACUCCCCUUAUCCUUGCCACAAAGAUGGUUUACAACUCGAUAGUUGAAAAGUUGCUCAAAGCGAGAGCCCAAGUGAACGCUGUCGACUCAUCUGGUCGAACUGCUCUGCAUUGGGCGGCCGCUGUAUGUAAUAUGCACGCUAUGGAAUUACUAUUGAGUCACGGAGCGAACAAGGACGCAGAGAGUGUCAAGAAAGAAACCCCGUUAUUCCUAGCCUCACGCGAAGGCAAGCUGGAGGCGGUGAAAUUCUUAGUGAUGCACAACGCCCAGCGUCAUCUUGCUGACAGUAUGGACCAAACUCCAAUCGAUGUUGCCAGAGAUCACUUACACACAGAUAUUGAAGGGGUACUUCUUACCUGGAACACUGACGGAAACACCGUGUUAAAACAGCAGCACGUUCAAUUACCGGGCAGUCUGACGCCGCCUCAAUCAGACGACGCAGCGACCGGUUCCCCAAACUCCCUGCCAACUCUGUCACCCUGCGAGAAGGAAGCGUCAGACAGGGACGAUAAGAAGAAUAGUAAGAGGAAGAAGAAGAAGACGGAGCAUAGUAAUCCUCAGUCCCACCAAACUGUUUAUAAUCAGCCAGGCUAUUGGGCUAAGAAUCAGUUACAUUCACCACCUAACUGGAUGUCAACUCAAAUGCUAUCCCCCGAGAGUUUGACAGGUUCUCCGACAUCCACUAGUUUACCCACAACUUGUGACCCCAACGUUCCAUCGUCAGAAUCCCACCAGAGAUUAACACACUACCCGCUACACGCGGGAUACCCCCUCGACAACCCCCAAUCUUACAUACCCCAUGAUCACCUCCUCUCCCAACACCGCCCCAAUAAUAACAGGCAGUACUCCCACCAUCCCUCUCAUCAGUUAGACUACCACUCGUCGCCCGACAGUCCAGAGGAAACGUGGCAGAUCACAUCUCCGCCUAACUCUGAUUGGUCCCACACAUCCCCUUAGUAACCAAAUAGGACGACCCCGCCACGUUGGUCGUCCUAGAGAUAAAACUUGUAGGUCACGCGUUAGCCAGCACGCGUGACAUCGUUCAAUUGCAACUGUGUGUGCACUUAAAAUGUAAAGACUGAAGACGAUCUUUCUUUAUUUCUCUAAUACUCUGUCGCGUGCGCGGCGCGAGCAGACCGCGUUAAAUCAUCUGUUGUCAUGGAAACGUUCGAACGGAAACUUAUUGAACUGCUAUAUAAUAAUGGUACACAUCUCCCGGGAUGUUUUGCUUUUAUUUCUACUGUAUUUGUGUUUAUGUAUUAAAUGGUUCUUGAUUAAGAAAGCAUUUGGAGGGUCCACUGAACCGCUCGCUUUCUUUUAAAACCUCUUACUUCUACGACCUGCCUAGUUCAUACCUGCCCCAUUUAUCUCCUAAAUGGCAAGACAAUCUUAUGCCCAAAUUAAGGCAGGAAGCAUUAACAAUCACAGUGCUUUUAUUUCUGUUAACAGGUUAAUAUUAAAUGAUCAAGUUUUGGUAUAAUUUUACCGUUAUGAUAUUUCGCGAGUUGUGGGUAGAUUAAAAAAUCUACAUUAAAUAUAUACGUGAAAACGUGGAUUCGAAACUCUCUAGCUAUUUGAUAACCUGGACCUAAUUAAAUCGACCAAAUAUUAUUUUAAUUUAUUUAAUUCCCAGCAAAAUUAUUUGGAACGUUUUGAUUACUACAGUCGUAGAGGCAGUUUUUAUAAUAUUUUAUCAGAUCGUUGGCAAUCGUAUAACCUGCAAUCGCCAGACUUUUCUCUUUUAACUUUUAAAUAUAGUUGGAUACAAUGACUUGUUUUGACUACGAAAAGGUAAAGGCCAAUAGAUCUUGGUCAUCGAGUUUCGCCAAACUUGAUGGCAAACUAAGUUUGAUUUCGGAGAAAAUACAACCGCUGAUCAGUCGUAGUCAAAAUUCAAAUAAGUCGUUUUAUCCACCACCCCCAAUUCAACCCAAUAUAUCUGAAGAUUUGUGAACUUAUUUUUACCUUAUGAGUAAAAGUCACCUAUUUCGAACUAAAUUUAGGGGUCUAUAGGAUUAAUGAUUGCAGUUUGUAUAGCCCAUAAAUUCUUUUUUAUUGAAGAUUAUAAGAACUUGAUACUGUUUUGUUGAAAGUAGGCAAUAAAACACUUUUAUUUAUAUAAUGAUUAACUACCGGUCUUCACAAGACACCAGCGUUUCGCCGGUCUCUGUCUGAUAACAUUUAAUGUUAACGUGUGUACACUGUAUGAUGUAAAUAAUUUUGUUGCAGAAAUAACCCCUCUCACUUGUUUGGCAGUGAAGUUCAGCAAAAGUUAAAUUUUGUCGUGAUUUUUGUCUACACCUGAAAGUGUGACCUUCUGUAAUUAUGACCCAGCAUGGAGCUGUUUCCGCUGUAAUGGUACUUCAUGACUUUUCACU